Molecule: messenger RNA, 588 nt
Organism: Mandrillus leucophaeus (drill)
Lineage: Eukaryota; Metazoa; Chordata; Mammalia; Primates; Cercopithecidae
Product: xin actin-binding repeat-containing protein 2-like
Exons: 4
Biological process (GO): actin cytoskeleton organization; actin filament organization
Cellular component (GO): focal adhesion; stress fiber
Molecular function (GO): actin filament binding
Source: RefSeq, a predicted model, not a curated record
AUGUAUGGCAGCAAACCAAAGCAUGAGAAAUAUGAAAAUGGGGAAAGUAUCAUGGAUUCCACUUCUUCUGGAAGCCAGCAGACCUUCUGUGCCAGGGCAGCUGUUGAGAAUGCAGCACAUGGCUGUUGCCAGGCUCUGGAAGUGGAAAUUGAGCGAAGUUUGUGCUCGCCAGCUUUUAAGAGUCACCCUGGGAGCCAGCUGGAGGAUUCUGUGAAAGACUCAGACAAGAAAGGCGAGGAAACAUCUUGUAACAAGAUGUCACCUGAAAGUGGUCACAGCCACAUCUUUGAAGCGAUUGCUGGCCCUAAUAAGCCUGAGAGUGGAUUUGCAGAAGACAGUGCCGCUCUGGGCGAGGUUGUGUCAGACCUCCACGAAGUGGUCUCCCUGAAGGAGCGGAUGGCAAGGUACCAGGCAGCCGUUUCCAGGGGUGACUGCCGCAGCUUCUCUGCUAAUAUGAUGGAAGAAUCAGAAAUGUGCACAGUGCCUGGUGGUUUGGCCAAGGUGAAGAAACAAUUUGAGGAUGAAAUUACUUCUUCCCAUAAUACCUUUGCUCAAUACCAAUAUCAACAUCAGAACAGAUCUGAGCAG